AUGGCGGUGGUGAGAAUGGUUUAUUUAGAAAGGAGCUCCAGAAGAGUGACACUUUUAAGCUACCCAACAGCCAAGUGUGAAUCUAUUGGCUCUGUUAUGGGAGGCUUAAUGUUUCUUCCGUUCAUGUUCCUGGUUGUGUUCUCAGUGGCUUCUGCCCAGAUCUCAAAACCAAGUGUUUUCAAGCUACAAGAGAAUCAAAAGCCUGCACUUACUGCAGAGACAAAAAAUGAAGCUAAUUCUGGAGGAGAGAAGGAAUCCAACAAACAGGGAGGUAGUCUCACACAGGGAAAACCAGGGAUGUUAAUUCUGCAAAGACAACCAGGAUAUUCCAACCAGGCAGGGAAACCAGUAAACAGUCAUCAGCAAGGGAAGCCAGAAAUUUUGAACCAGCCUGGGAUGCCCAGUGAUUUGAUUUUGCAAGGGAACCUAGGGGCAGCUAAUCAAAAAGGGAAGCAAGAAGAAUCAGAGUUGUCUAGUCAACAAGGAAAGCCAGGGUCUCCUAGCCAAAAAGGGAAGCCAUCAUUGCCUAAAGACAAGCCAGACUCUGUUAGCCAAAAGGGGAAACCAGCAUCACUUAGCAAUAAAGGCAAGCCUGAGUCUUCUGAUCAAGGGAAUUUAGAAUCCUCUAGCCAUCAAGGGAAACCAGGAUCCUCUAGCCAACAAGGCAAACCAGGAUCCUCUAGCCAACAAGGCAAACCAGGAUCCUCUANCCAACAAGGCAAACCAGGAUCCUCUAGCCAACAAGGCAAACCAGGAUCCUCUAACCAACAAGGCAAACCAGGAUCCUCUAGCCAACAAGGCAAACCAGGAUCCUCUAGCCAACAAGGGAAACCAGAACCCUCUAGCCAACAAGGCAAACCAGGAUCCUCUAGCCAACAAGGGAAACCAGAACCCUCUAGCCAACAAGGGAAACCAGAACAUUCUAACCAACAAAGGAAACCAAGACAACCUCCAUCACCUAGUAACAGCAACUGCUCAAAGGCCAAUAUUCUUAUAGAGUUAGUGAGACAUAAUAAUUGGCUCCCUGAUUUGGCUGGAAGCAUGAACAGCAAGGGCCUAACUGGAAAUAAAAAGUAUGACCCCAUUCACAAACCAGUUGGCCGCUCUGAUGAAAAACAGGUGGAAACACCUUUGUAUUUAAGGAAGCAAAGAGGAUGA
Mus caroli (Ryukyu mouse) is the source of this 1158-nucleotide messenger RNA. Lineage: Eukaryota; Metazoa; Chordata; Mammalia; Rodentia; Muridae. The record is from RefSeq and is a predicted model, not a curated record.